AGAGGAGAUGGAAUCGUUCGACGCGUACAGCGCGGAUGGUGACGAGGCGGCGCGUCCUUUCGAGAACGGCGGUGGAUACAGCGCCUUCGACGAUUCCUAUACCGUGUUUUCCUCCGUUGAUACACCGCCUCACUCUGCCGCACCUUACGCUUCAGAGUUGGGAGAGUCGGAGAACUUGCAGGUGAAUCAUGCGGAUAGCUCCGAUCCGUUCGGUUUCGGUUCUAACGGUGGUAAUUUCGGAGCUUCUGAUUCGGUUCCGAUCUCGAAUGGCAAUGCUAAUGCACCGUAUGACAUCGGCGGAGAUUCGGAGGGGCUAUUCAGCUCGGAUGGACCAAUCCUACCGCCGCCUAAUCAGAUGCAAGAGGAAGGAUUCGCACUUCGGGAAUGGCGGAGGUUAAAUGCCAUUCGUCUUGAGGAGAAAGAACAGAAGGAAAAAGAAAUGAGAAGCCAAAUUAUUCAAGAAGCUGAAGACUACAAGCAAGCUUUCCACGAGAAACGAAAACUCAAUAUAGAGACCAACAAAACCAACAACAGAGAAAAAGAGAAGCUAUUCCUAGCUGGUCAAGAAAAAUUCCAUAAAGAGGCCGACAAACAGUACUGGAAAGCCAUAGCAGAGCUCGUUCCUCAUGAGGUUGCCAACAUUGAGAAGAGAGGAAAGAAAAAGGAUCAAGAUAAGAAGCCAUCCAUCACAGUCAUUCAAGGCCCAAAACCGGGCAAACCAACCGACCUUUCAAGGAUGCGUGGAAUCUUGGUGAAGCUUAAGCACAAUCCCCCGCCUCACAUGAUGCCACCACCCCCUCCCGCUGCUCCAGCUAAGGCUGGGAAAGAUGGGAAGGAUGCAGAAGGCUCUAAAACUUCAAACGGUGCUGCAAAUGCUGAACCAGCAGCCAAUAAUUCUGAUCCUAACAGUGUUCCACAAGCCUCCACAGAAGCAACUCCUUCCGCCAAUCACCAACCAGGUAACUAACGCUUUCCGAGUUUUGAUUGCAUACACUAGACAAUAUAUUGUUUCCAUAUAUAUAAAUAUAUAUUCUUUUUCUGAGGGUGGGGUGGGGGGUGUUUAGGUUCUUUUGGCCGGAUAUGGCACUUUGUGUUGAAAUUUCAGCUUAUGAAUAAUAUUCUUGUAGUUGUGUAGAAUGGUUUACAUAUUCUGGUAUUGUAAUGUGUUGUGGUGUUCUUUGUU
This is a messenger RNA of Andrographis paniculata, 1183 nucleotides long. Its product is annotated as clathrin light chain 2-like. Gene Ontology annotation, cellular component: clathrin coat of coated pit; plasma membrane; clathrin coat of trans-Golgi network vesicle. Bases 8 to 967 code for a protein of 319 amino acids. Gene Ontology annotation, biological process: clathrin-dependent endocytosis; intracellular protein transport; clathrin coat assembly. Gene Ontology annotation, molecular function: clathrin heavy chain binding; structural molecule activity. The transcript has 3 exons. NCBI's taxonomy places the organism in Eukaryota, Viridiplantae, Streptophyta, Magnoliopsida, Lamiales, Acanthaceae. The record is from RefSeq and is a predicted model, not a curated record.